UUCUCUUAUACACAUCAAGGAUUUUUAAUAGUUUGGAAUAUUCAUAUAUUUACCAUUAUGGCGUCAAGCUCAGAUUUUGAAGACGAGUCAUAUAGUCCAGAAUCAUCCGAGAAUUAUUCUUUUAAUAUGACCUGCGUAAAGACUGAAGGUGAACUAUGUUUUGGAUGCGGUGGAAUGAUACAUGAUAGAUAUUUAUUAAGAGUAAAUGGUUGUUCUUUUCAUGUUGAUUGUUUACGGUGCAGUGUUUGUGAUUGUGUUUUAGAACGUCAGUCAUCAUGUUUUAUAAAAGGAGAUAAUAUUUACUGCAAAGUUGAUUAUACAAGAGAAUAUGGUGCUAAGUGUUCCAAAUGUCAGCGUCACAUUCAACCAAACGACUGGGUAAGACGUGCCCGAGAUAAUGUCUAUCAUCUUGCCUGUUUUGCUUGUGAUAGUUGUAAAAGACAAUUGUCUACUGGUGAAGAAUUCGCUCUACAAGAUGACAGAGUUUUAUGUAAAACACACUAUAUUGAAGUUUUAGAAGGUGGUCCCAGCUCAGAUCCAGAUUCAAUUCAAAAACAGAAAGCGAAAAGAGUUCGAACUACAUUCUCAGAAGAACAAGUACAAGUAUUGCAGGCGAAUUUCAACAUUGAUAGUAAUCCAGACGGCCAAGAUUUAGAAAGAAUUGCUCAAAUAACCGGACUCAGUAAGCGAGUAACCCAAGUUUGGUUUCAGAAUUCCCGAGCUCGCCAGAAGAAAUACCAACAACAACAAUCAAAGGGUGGUCGAUCCUCUAGUCCCAAAUCAUUGAAUAGUUCGAUUAUGGGAGAUUCACUGAGUCCACAAUGGUCGAGCGGUGAUGAUUGCCAUAUGUUCGAGUAAAAACGUUCCACCUGGAUAGUUGAGACUUCCAAUGGAGAAAACUCCACGUGCCAAUUUUGUUAAGACGACAUAUUAUAGUGCAUAUAAAAUGAAUUGUGAUAUACGAUAGUGUUUUUAAAAUAUAACAAUCAAACUAACUUUCAAAUCGUGACGUUAACUUCGACAGGAAAGAGACACACCCGAGUUCGACAAUGUCAUCAAAAAAGUUUGAUUCCACAAAGUUUGAAGUCAGAGAACAUAAUUGUUUUGAUUGUUUUGAUUUAAAACAUUAUCUGUUUUAGUUGUUUUCAUUAUUUCAAUUGUUCAUAAUUAUUCAUUUGUUGUAUAAUUUAUUCAUUUUAUGUAUAUAGAUAUCAAGCAAGUACUAUGUAAAUAUUAUACAAUUGUAAAAAUACAAUAAUAACUUAUG
Messenger RNA from Lottia gigantea (owl limpet), 1267 nucleotides. RefSeq lists its product as hypothetical. Gene Ontology annotation, cellular component: nucleus. Gene Ontology annotation, molecular function: RNA polymerase II transcription regulatory region sequence-specific DNA binding; DNA-binding transcription factor activity, RNA polymerase II-specific. The coding region runs from base 58 to 858 and encodes 266 amino acids. The transcript has 5 exons. The record is from RefSeq and is a predicted model, not a curated record. Gene Ontology annotation, biological process: neuron differentiation; regulation of transcription by RNA polymerase II. Lineage: Eukaryota; Metazoa; Mollusca; Gastropoda; Lottiidae.